GGAAGCUGCCACGAUGACGAUGAGUACAAACAACUGCGAGAGCAUGACCUCGUACUUCACCAACACGUACAUGGGGGCGGACAUGCACCAUGGCCACUACCCGGGCAACGGGGUCACCGACCUGGACGCCCAGCAGAUGCACCACUACAGCCAGAACGCGAAUCACCAGGGCAACAUGCCCUACCCGCGCUUCCCGCCCUACGACCGCAUGCCCUACUACAACGGCCAGGGGAUGGACCAGCAGCAGCAGCAGCACCAGGUCUACUCCCGCCCGGACAGCCCCUCCAGCCAGGUGGGCGGGGUCAUGCCCCAGGCGCAGACCAACGGUCAGCUGGGGGUGCCACAGCAGCAACAGCAGCAGCAGCAACAGCCCCCGCAGAACCAGCAGCAGCAGCAGGCGCAGCAGGCCCCGCAGCAGCAACUGCAGCAGCAACUGCCGCAGGUGACGCAACAGGUGACACAUCCGCAGCAGCAGCAACAGCAGCCCGUCGUCUACGCCAGCUGCAAGUUGCAGGCGGCCGUCGGCGGGCUGGGCAUGGUGCCCGAGGGCGGCUCGCCCCCGCUGGUGGAUCAGAUGUCCGGCCACCACAUGAACGCCCAGAUGACGCUGCCCCACCACAUGGGCCAUCCGCAGGCGCAGUUGGGCUACACGGACGUGGGAGUUCCCGACGUGACAGAGGUCCAUCAGAACCACCACAACAUGGGCAUGUACCAGCAGCAGGCGGGAGUUCCGCCGGUGGGCGCACCGCCCCAAGGAAUGAUGCACCAGGGCCAGGGUCCUCCUCAGAUGCACCAAGGACAUCCUGGCCAGCACACGCCCCCUUCCCAAAACCCGAACUCGCAGUCCUCUGGGAUGCCGUCUCCACUGUAUCCCUGGAUGCGAAGUCAGUUUGAACGCAAGCGCGGAAGGCAGACGUACACCCGGUACCAGACCCUGGAGCUGGAGAAAGAGUUCCACUUCAACCGCUACUUGACCCGUCGGCGGAGGAUCGAGAUCGCCCACGCCCUGUGCCUCACGGAGCGCCAGAUAAAGAUUUGGUUCCAGAACCGGCGCAUGAAGUGGAAGAAGGAGAACAAGACGAAGGGCGAGCCGGGAUCCGGAGGCGAGGGCGACGAGAUCACGCCACCCAACAGUCCGCAGUAGACCGAGUCCGACGGAGCCUCACCAGUUAAAUGAAAUUUCUAUCUAAAUACAAUUUACGUUAGUUCGGAGAGCGCCAAUGAAUUUACUUCGAUCCCAGAGGACUAUCUAUUACCUAUCCAACCCGUUGACUUCGCGUGAACUAAACUAAACAAAGAGCAGAGCUGAGAACUCUACCUACAACUUAGUUAAUUGUUAUUAUUUUCUACUUAUUAUUUAAUUGUACACGAAUGGCAAGUGGAGAAAGCGAAAUAAGAUAAACGUAAAGAUAGCGAUUACGAUAAAGAUACAAGUAAAGCGUAAAACUCAAACAAAACCAACUCAUGUGACCUCAGAUCUAAAUAAGCUAUAUUUAACUAUAAUGCAUAUAUAUACACAUAAAUAUAUGGAUAACUAUACAUGAUACCAAGUAAAGCUAAAGGCAAGGCGUUAUAUAUUAAUAAAUAUAUAUGAAGCAUAUAUACUAUAUACACGAUAACAUUAGUUCUUACGCGUCAUAAGUACUGUACGAUUAACUUAUAUAUACACCCCUGCAUAAACCCUAAACCUAAAACAUAAACAUUAAACUAAAUCAAUGUUUGUAGCAAUCCUAGCACAAAAGUAUAAAAUAAAGACAAAUAAAAAUCUAAAAAACCAAGUGGCGUCAAAAUCCAUUGCAUGUUGGUUCGAGAAACCCAUAAAUAUUUCGUAACACUGAACACGAUAAUAGAAAACUUUGCCCUAAGUGAAUGUCGCAAAUUUAGACAAAGAAAUACCAAAAUCGCAGAGGAACGUUGCUUAAAGUAAACAAAACGUUUUACUCAUACAAUAAAAAAUAAAAAUAAAUAGAAAGAAAUCGCAAAGGAUUGGCAACAUUUCAAAAUAAUAGAUGUAAAAAUUCGGCAACUACACAUUAUAAAACUCUCAAGUGGAAAUUUAAUCUUAACAAAUUUGAGAGCUCCUCAACUUUCGGUUAAAAGAGCCGCCUUUUCUGUAUUUUUUAUACUCUUAAUUUUUUGUGCAAUUUUAAGUUCUUGCAAACAUAAAAUUCGAAUUAGGUCGAAAAGGAUAUAAAGUAUACCGAAAUGCAUAAAAAUAUAUGAAUUGUCAAUGGCGAGGAAGAAUAUAAAUUGUUAACAGACGAACACAAAGAAUAUGUAUAAAUAAUGAAUUCGUGCAAGAACCCUGUAAAGUAGUAAAUUGAAAUGCAUUAUUAUACGAGGAUGUAGAGAACUCUUUUGAAAGCAGAACCGAACGAUUUCUAUAUGAAUAUUCGCCUAACAACUAAUUAAAUGUAUGUACGUAACUCAAACUCAAUUUCCACGCCAUCUGUGGAAAUCCAUAUACCAAAGUCAAAGGAACGAAGGAGAAAGAGAUAAAAGGUCGGGAAGGAAAACUAUAAAGCAUCAUAUGUUUAUAUGUAGAUAUAUAUAAUUAAACAAGCCUCUUAUAAAACAUGUAUCUUUAUAGAGCGUUUCGUUUGUAAAUUCCCCAGAAAACCCUUCCCCUCCCAAACCGAUUCCCAAUCCAAGGUGAAAGGAUUUGUGAUUUGCAAUAGAAGAAAAUAGUCAAAAGAACUCGUAAAAUCUUUACAAUGUAUUGGCUAGAAGAACCUUGAGAGCAAAAUUCAACUCAAUCCAGAUACGUAACUUUCGGCCUCAUUCUGUAAGAAACUAUUAAUUUAAGUUUCAAUUCAGAAAAUUAAAAAAAAUUGGAAAACACAUAAACAUAGAAUGUAGAGAUUCACAAGAAACAAAAUUCGAAGGCGUUGAUAAAAAUAUAUAUAUUUGAAACGAAACAAAAACAUUAAAUACACCCAAACAUUUGUGCGAAAUUGAAACGAAAUGUGGAAGCUAAACAAUUUGUUGUAAAUAAAAUUUAAACUUUAGUGUAAACAAGAUGGAUGGAGAAUGCAGUGGGCGGGCUGCAGGCAAAGCAAAAAGCAUAAAGAAAAUUAUAAUUAAAUUACAAAUGAGAUUUUGUUUUUAUUUGUAAUAUUUAUAAUAAAAAUAUAGUAUUUAAAAAUUUAA
Molecule: messenger RNA, 3150 nt
Organism: Drosophila biarmipes
Lineage: Eukaryota; Metazoa; Arthropoda; Insecta; Diptera; Drosophilidae
Gene: Antp
Product: homeotic protein antennapedia
Exons: 4
Coding region: 14-1144 (376 amino acids)
Biological process (GO): negative regulation of transcription by RNA polymerase II; anterior/posterior pattern specification
Cellular component (GO): nucleus
Molecular function (GO): RNA polymerase II cis-regulatory region sequence-specific DNA binding; DNA-binding transcription factor activity, RNA polymerase II-specific
Source: RefSeq, a predicted model, not a curated record